UGUUUUCUGGGAACUUUGAAAUGAGCGCAAUGCAAGAGAAUGUCACUACCACGGCGACCAUGGUCACUGCUAGGAUAAAGGAGGAGGCUCGUAUUUGGACGCUUGCACGCACUAGACACCUGUGUAAUGUAAUGCCGCGAGAGUAGACUCCAUUCCCCCGCCUUACGGGUACCUGUUAAAACUUCUCUCCUAAUUAAUGAAAAUGACAAAUAUUUUGCCUUGUUUCAAGAAAAAAGAAAGUGCUGCUUUCCCUCAAAAAGAAAAAGAAAAAGUGGUGAUGUGGUGUGCUCUCGUGGGCUAAAGACUAAAGUUCUAAAUCUUCCGGUGCUACAGCCCGGUAGCUUCGCCUCGCCCCUCAAGUUGGAAAAGGUCGUGGAAUGGAUCAGCUGCUCCCUUGACUCGUGGUCGUUGUCUCCUCUUGGCACCAAAAAAUUUCCACGCACGGUAGAACAACCGAUCGAUUCCACCCAGCCCGACGGCCUUAUUACUCCCUCGAUCGAUCGCCGUGGCACAGGCACCCGUUCCGGUCUUCUUCCUCAGCGAUCCACGCCAUGUACCAUCUCCUCCUCCUCCUCCUCGUCCUGCUCCCCUUCGCCACAGCCGACGCCCACGCCGCCGCUUUCUGCAACAACGCCACCUGCGGCGGCCAGAGCAUCGCCUACCCGUUCUGGCUCGCCAACUCCGGGCCCAACUGCGGCUACCCGGGCCUGGGCGUCUCCUGCAACGAGAACACCCCGAUCCUCGACGUCCAGUUCCACCAGUACAGGGUCCUGCGCAUCGACUACGCCAACCGCGCCGUCUCCCUCGCCGACGUGGACGCCUGGAACACGACCUGCCCGCGGCUCAGCUUCAGCCUCUCCGUCGACCCCCGCUCAUCGCUGCAGCUCACGCCCUCCAACUCCAACCUCACCCUGCUCUACAACUGCAAGGCCGGCGUCUCCCGGCCCUCCGCCGUGAAACUCGACGGGUGCCCGGAACAGAGCAUGGCCUGGUACGUGCUCCCUGAUGACGACGGGGCCACGGGCGACGCGCGCGCGUACGGGUGCGAGGAGGCGGUGACGACGCCGGUGCUGAUGAGCCCGCGUCGUCCGGCGAACCCGUCGCUCCGUGAGGCGCUCAGCGGUGGGUUCCAGAUGCGUUACGAUGAUCGGUCCGAGCGGUGCGGCGCAUGCGAGCAGUCCGGCGGACGGUGCCGAUACGGGCGCAUCGAGGAGCACGGCGGGACGGGCUUCGCGUGCGUCUGCGACGAUGGCGCGAACAAACUCCGGUGCGGGGAUGCACUCUCCUUAUGCUUGAAGAGACAAAAAUUGUAUAAAAUAGCAAGCACAUCGAGCGUAGUUCUGAUAUUGUUUGCAUGUUUAUUGGUCUAUAAGAAAUACAGUUCUGCGCUUUUGAGGAGUCGUCUUCCGUGCUCCUUUCAUGAGCCCGUUGAGGUUUCCUUGAGCCUCUUGACAAGUCACACCAGAUCUGCCUCGUCUAGAGGUGAUGCAGAGUUACCACGUGACGGCGGUGAUCUUCUCCGGUGACAUUUUGGCUUGUAGGCUUCGUAAAUGGAUAGUUUGGCCCCUAAAUUGGUUUGGUGUAAAUAACAAGUGAUUAGAGGGAAUAAUGUUCACAAGAUGUAUGGCCAGAUAUUAGUCUCAUAGUUGAACAAUAAAGGUGGUCCCCCCCCCCC
Aegilops tauschii subsp. strangulata is the source of this 1675-nucleotide messenger RNA. Its product is annotated as LEAF RUST 10 DISEASE-RESISTANCE proteinUS RECEPTOR-LIKE PROTEIN KINASE-like 2.7. Gene Ontology annotation, molecular function: polysaccharide binding. The record is from RefSeq and is a predicted model, not a curated record. NCBI's taxonomy places the organism in Eukaryota, Viridiplantae, Streptophyta, Magnoliopsida, Poales, Poaceae.